AAUGGGGCGUUUCAUCUCCGUCGCCGUCCUCCUCGCCUCUCUCGCCUUAAUUGCUCUUUCCACGGAAAUCAGGAACCCCGCACGAAAGGCAGCGUACAUCAGCGGUGCUGUUCACAACGGGAUCAUGGACGCGAAGCACCAGUUCUGGGAUGAACAGGCAGCAAGCGGUGCCUUCGACUCUGCUCGAUUCAGCGCCAUCGAGGAUUUCACACCCUGUGUCGAUGGCUUCGCUGGGGAGUUCCGUUGUAACAACAUCGAUCUCUAUAGCUUCUACACCCACGCAGAGCUAGGCAGCACCGUCGGACAAGGGAGCAGCUCCUGGGGAUGGGUUUACGAGGGCCGUGAAUUCAUCAUCAUCGCGCAGGCAGAUGGCGCCGCCAUCGCCGAGGUCACCAGUGACGGUAAGCUCGACUACUUCGGUCGCUUGCCAAAAACGCCCGCAGCCGCCAACGCCAUUUGGAGAGAGUUGCGUGUGCUCGACAACUACCUCGUGGUUGGUUCAGAGGCGGUGAACCACCACGUUCAGAUCUUCGAUUUGCGCAAGGUCCUCGACAUUACCCCCGAGGAGAAGCCCAAGACCUUCGACCCUGCUACCGACCUCACGGCGCUAUGGACGGGCCUUCCUAUCGGUCGCACUCACAACAUUGUCAUCAACUGGGACCUUGGAUACAUUGUUGCCGUUGGCAGUCAACCAAGGACCAGCGAGUUCAGGAGCGGUCUCGUUUUCAUCGACAUCAGCAAUGUUACGAACCCCACACUGGCUGGAUUCCAACCCGACGCUGGCUACGUUCACGGCGCCCAAUGCCUUCUCUACAAGGGACCAGAUGUGAGAUACCUUGGAAACGACAUCUGCUAUGGCUACAACGAAGACAGACUCGUUAUCUACGACGUCACCGACAAGGCGAAUGCCCAAGUUAUUUCCCAGACGAGCUACGAAGGAGCCGCCUAUACUCACCAAGGCUGGGUGCUCGACACCGAGGACCAGCGCUUCCUCAUUCUCGACGACGAGCUCGAUGAGCGUAACGCCGUCGGGCCCGCUGCAGAUGGCCACGCGGUGACCUACAUCUGGGACAUCUCCGACCUCGAAAACCCCCAGCAAACCGGAUUCUACAAGUCCGUAGAUAGAACCGUCGACCACAACCAGUAUGUUCACGAAGGCAAAGCUUACCAGUCGAACUACGGAAACGGGUUACGUGUCCUCGACAUCUCGUCGAUUCCUUCCGACCCGACAGGAAGUGGCGUGAAUGAGAUUGGAUUCUUUGAUAUCUACCCCGAAGACGACAACCAGCCGUCGAAUGGCUCGCUCCAGUUCGUUGGUACAUGGUCGAGUUACCCUUACCUCCCUAGCGGGUUUAUCAUCAUUAACACCAUUGAGCGUGGCGCGUAUGUCGUCAAGCUCAAGGAAGGUGCCACCGCUUA
This is a messenger RNA of Cyclocybe aegerita, 1419 nucleotides long. The record is from the annotation of a GenBank genome assembly. NCBI's taxonomy places the organism in Eukaryota, Fungi, Basidiomycota, Agaricomycetes, Agaricales, Hemipholiotaceae.